ACAGCGAGCGGAGCCGCGGUCCGGACGGCAGCGCGUGCCCCGAGCUCUCCGCCUCCCCCCGCCCGCCAGCCGAGGCAGCUCGAGCCCAGUCCGCGGCCCCAGCAGCAGCGCCGAGAGCAGCCCCAGUAGCAGCGCCAUGGCCGGGUGGAACGCCUACAUCGACAACCUCAUGGCGGACGGGACCUGUCAGGACGCGGCCAUCGUGGGCUACAAGGACUCGCCCUCCGUCUGGGCCGCCGUCCCCGGGAAAACGUUCGUCAACAUCACGCCAGCUGAGGUGGGUGUCCUGGUUGGCAAAGACCGGUCAAGUUUUUACGUGAAUGGGCUGACACUUGGGGGCCAGAAAUGUUCGGUGAUCCGGGACUCACUGCUGCAGGAUGGGGAAUUUAGCAUGGAUCUUCGUACCAAGAGCACCGGUGGGGCCCCCACCUUCAAUGUCACUGUCACCAAGACUGACAAGAGUGAGUUCCUGAGUCUUACCCUUCCUUUAGCUCCAAGAUCUCUAAUGUACCGCCUUCUGGUAAUCUUGAGGGUGCUUUUUUGUGUGAUUCCCCAACAUGAAGGGAGUCAGACCAGUAUUGUGUUCCUUGUCUGCUGGAUGCUGGAACACGGGAUAGUCCCUCCAUUCUGUCUCAGUUCCUCAUCUUGUAAUUCGAAGUUGCUGAACUGCAUUACCUCUUAAAUUACUUACUGCCUUGAGCUCGGAUUAGAAACUGUUUUCUAGGAGUAUAGGUAGAUUGUUGGGGUCUUGAAUCAUCGAGUUCAUCGUUUGAGUUCUUUUGUUAGAACCUGGAGGUGGCAUGCACAUCCACAGCCCUUUCUAGCCUGAACACAUGAAUCAACAGUCUAUGAGCCUUUGACCCCUAAGUUUUUAGUCUGUUCCUCUCCAGCGUUUAAGCUUGAUUUUCCUCUUUUGAAAAGCCUUAUUGUUUCAGGGUGACUGACAGCCUGCCUGUGUGUGGUGGGGGGGCGGGUUGGGAGAGAUGAGGUUGGGUUACAGCCCCCAGGGCUGGACAGCUGCUGAACAGCUGGCAGGGGGUGGAAUUGUGACACCUGGAUCCUAGCCUCCUUUCUCUUUCCUCCUCCUCCAGCGCUAGUCCUGCUGAUGGGCAAAGAAGGUGUCCACGGUGGUUUGAUCAACAAGAAAUGUUAUGAAAUGGCCUCCCACCUUCGGCGUUCCCAGUACUGACCUCGUCUGUCCCUUCCCCUUCACCGCUCCCCACAGCUUUGCACCCCUUUCCUCCCCAUACACACACAAACCAUUUUAUUUUUUGGGCCAUUACCCCAUACCCCUUAUUGCUGCCAAAACCACAUGGGCUGGGGGCCAGGGCUGGAUGGACAGACACCUCCCCCUACCCAUAUCCCUCCCGUGUGUGGUUGGAAAACUUUUGUUUUUUGGGGUUUUUUUUUUCUGAAUAAAAAAGAUUCUACUAACAA
Molecule: messenger RNA, 1437 nt
Organism: Homo sapiens (human)
Lineage: Eukaryota; Metazoa; Chordata; Mammalia; Primates; Hominidae
Gene: PFN1
Product: profilin 1
Exons: 2
Coding region: 137-682 (181 amino acids)
Biological process (GO): actin cytoskeleton organization; synapse maturation; modification of postsynaptic actin cytoskeleton
Cellular component (GO): nucleus; cytoplasm; cytoskeleton
Molecular function (GO): small GTPase binding; actin binding
Source: RefSeq, marked reviewed